This is a messenger RNA of Myripristis murdjan (pinecone soldierfish), 2046 nucleotides long. Its product is annotated as fructose-bisphosphate aldolase A-like. The transcript has 8 exons. Gene Ontology annotation, molecular function: fructose-bisphosphate aldolase activity. Lineage: Eukaryota; Metazoa; Chordata; Actinopteri; Holocentriformes; Holocentridae. The record is from RefSeq and is a predicted model, not a curated record. Bases 137 to 1231 code for a protein of 364 amino acids. Gene Ontology annotation, biological process: glycolytic process.
UCCCGGCUGAGGCCCCGCCCCUGGCUGUCCUGUUACACUGCUCGUCCUCGUCCACCUCCUCCUCCUCACAACACGACCCGCAGCUUCCUGCUCCACUCCUCUAGCUUCAGUCACCGCACCAACCAUCCGCGACAACAUGGCGCACGCCUUUCCAUUCCUGAGCACUGAGCAGAAGAAGGAGCUCAGUGACAUCGCCCAGAGAAUCGUCGCUGCUGGGAAGGGCAUCCUGGCUGCUGAUGAAUCUACAGGCAGCAUGGCCAAGCGCUUCCAGAGCAUCAACGCUGAGAACACCGAGGAGAACCGCAGGUUUUACCGCCAGCUGCUCUUCACCGCCGACGACCGCGUGACGCCCUGCAUCGGUGGCGUCAUCUUCUUCCACGAGACCCUUUACCAGAAGACCGAUGACGGCAAGCUCUUCCCCCAGCUCAUCAAGGAGAGAGGCAUGGUGGUGGGCAUCAAGGUGGACAAGGGCGUUGUUCCACUCGCCGGCACCAACGGCGAGACCACCACCCAGGGGCUGGACGGGCUGUACGAGCGCUGUGCUCAGUAUAAGAAGGAUGGCGCCGACUUUGCUAAGUGGCGCUGCGUGUUAAAGAUCACCUCCACCACGCCGUCGCAGCUGGCCAUCAUGGAGAACGCCAACGUCCUGGCCCGCUAUGCCAGCAUCUGCCAGAUGCAUGGCAUCGUGCCCAUUGUGGAGCCUGAGAUUCUCCCAGAUGGAGACCAUGACCUGCAGCGCUGCCAGUAUGUCACUGAGAAGGUGCUGGCAGCCGUCUACAAGGCUCUGUCCGACCACCAUGUCUAUUUGGAGGGCACACUGCUCAAGCCCAACAUGGUGACUGCCGGACACUCCUGUCCCAAGAAAUACAGCCCUCAGGAGGUCGCCAUGGCAACUGUUACCGCCCUGCGCCGUACUGUGCCCCCUGCCGUGCCGGGUGUGACCUUCCUGUCAGGUGGCCAGAGCGAGGAAGAGGCCUCUAUCAACCUGAGCGCCAUCAACCAGUGUCCCCUGCACCGGCCCUGGGCCCUCACCUUCUCCUACGGCCGGGCCCUCCAGGCCUCGGCACUCAAGGCCUGGGGAGGCAAGAAGGAGAACGCCAAGGCCUGUCAGGAGGAGUACGUCAAGAGAGCCAUGAAUAACAGCCAGGCAGCUCUGGGCAAGUACGUGUCCAGUGGAGACAAGGGAGCAGCUGCUGGCCAGUCUCUGUUUGUGGCCAACCAUGCCUACUAACUGGGUCCCAGCGCACUUCUUCUCCCAGUCCACCACACACUCCAGUCACUUCACUCCUCCCUAUCCUGCACAGCUGGAAUGGCACGUGGUGCCGCGGUUCAGGAAGUUUUUGCCAUCAGAACUAAUCAGACAAUGGAAUUCUGUUGGCGCAUGUAACAGCAUCAAGUCCUCUACUGGAUAGGAAAAGCAGUCAUUGUGUGAUUUUAAUUGGCAGUUAAUUCUAUUAUAACAUUGAGAAAUGUGUUUUUCACUGGCAGCCCCCCUAUUACUCCCAGCACUUAGAAACUUUAAAGUCCACUUCUUGAUUAAUGGUUGUUGUAUAUUUGACUUUUAGAAUUUUAAAAACUAAAAAGUGUAUCUUGCCCCCUUCUUGUAGCACUGAGUGAGAGGAGCCACACAGAAGCAGCUGUUUGAAAAUGAAUGGCCAGAAUACUUUCUGAACCUCUGCUGGCGUUGGGAUUACCACGACAUUCCAAGCUCUAUACUUUGAAUAUUUACUUUGGAUUUGUGAAGUCCUAGUUAUUUUACAGCUUAGCUGAAUGUGUUGUGUCACUUUGUGUUUUUUUUUGAGCACUUUCACUGCCUCCUAAAGAGAGAGAAGACCUUGUUUUUAUGUUCAAACCCCCGUUUUCUCAGAUUGUAACUCCCCUGAUCCUCUGGUUUUGGACAUUGUCUUAAUAGUUAAGUAUUUGUGCCUUCAUCUCUCAACAGCUGGAGGAAAUCCCUCUCGAGUGUAUUGAUAUAUACAUAUGAUAGCCUGUUACUGUAUCUACACUGGACAGAGAAUUAAAAUUAAAAGAUUCACUGCUACCUUU